This is a messenger RNA of Ostreococcus tauri, 1569 nucleotides long. RefSeq names its product Helix-turn-helix, base-excision DNA repair,C-terminal. The record is from RefSeq and is a predicted model, not a curated record. Lineage: Eukaryota; Viridiplantae; Chlorophyta; Mamiellophyceae; Mamiellales; Bathycoccaceae. Gene Ontology annotation, biological process: mismatch repair; base-excision repair. Gene Ontology annotation, cellular component: nucleus. Gene Ontology annotation, molecular function: 4 iron, 4 sulfur cluster binding; adenine/guanine mispair binding; 8-oxo-7,8-dihydroguanine DNA N-glycosylase activity. Bases 1 to 1569 code for a protein of 522 amino acids. The transcript has a single exon.
AUGAGAACGAUCGAUGAGGACGCUGGUAAGGCGACGGCGACGAACGAUGCGUUGAAAACGGGUGAAGAGGAUGAUGAUUCAAACGCGACGACGACGACGACGGUGACGACGACGACGAUGCGGGCGCUGGACGACGAUGCACGACGAAGUAUUUUGGCGUGGUAUGAUGCAAACAAGCGCGAACUUCCGUGGCGAGUGAUGACGAGGAGACGACGACGGGUAAAGGUUGAGGUUGAGGCGGAGGCGGAGGCGGUAACCGUAGCGGACGCGGCGCGGAUGUGGACAGAACGAGCGUUUGAAGGAGAGACGAGCGACGGUGAGGCGAGCGUUAUGGGUGACGAUCAAUACGCGUACGGGGUGUUGGUGAGCGAGAUCAUGAGUCAGCAGACGCAGAUCGACCGCGUGGCGGAGUAUUGGACGCGAUGGGUCGCGCGGUGGCCCACCGCGCGCGCGCUCGCCGAGGCAUCGCAAGAGGACGUGAAUGAGGAGUGGGCGGGGUUGGGAUACUACAGAAGGGCUGGUUUUCUGUUGAAAGGGGCGAAGUACGUGAGUGAGGACCUCGGGGGGAGGUAUCCGCGAACGGCAGCGGAGCUCUUGAAGAUUCCAGGCGUCGGCCCGUACACCUCAAGCGCGGUGUCGAGCAUCGCCUUCGGCGAGCGCACGGCGGCGGUGGACGGGAACGUCCACCGCGUGCUGACGCGCGCGAGACUCAUCAAGGGGGAUCCGACGAAGGGCGAGACCGCAAAGGAGCUUCGUAGAGUCGCGGACGCGUUCGUGGACGCUGAAAGAUCAGGGGACUUCAAUCAAGCGAUGAUGGAGCUCGGAGCUACGGUUUGCACUCCGACAAAUCCAAAGUGUGCGCAGUGUCCGAUCGCAGCCUGGUGCGAGGGCUUGAGCAGAGAGCGCGAGACAAGCGGCGUUUUCAAGGUCACAGAGCUCCCAGAGACGGCAAAGAAGGCGGAGAAGCGUCAGGAACAGCGCGCGUACGUUGUCCUUCGACGAGGCACGAAGGAGGCGGGCUUCGAGUACUUGCUCUCGAAACGGCCCGAGGGUGGUUUGUUGAGCGGGCUCUGGGAGUUCCCAAACUCUCUCAUCGCGACCGAAACCGACGACGCGUUCGCGAAUCGCCCGAAAUCGGACGUCACUGAGGCUCAUGAGGCCAUCUGUGACGCUCUCGUAGCGUCGUCCACUCAUCGACGCAUCGAAGCCGUAUCCGGCAAGGCGGCGCACGUCUUCUCGCACGUGCGUCAGGUGAUGCACUACCAACUCGUGCACGUCGAGACCGCGGACUGCGAACAUUCGAACGAGUUGAUUUCAGUUGAUUUUCCCAACGUCAAGUGGUUCCCCGCUCGGGCGUUCGAGGAGUCGGGCAUCUUCACCUCGGGCGUCGCCAAGGUGUACGCCAAGUGCGCGCGCGGCGAGGUCAAGCACUCUGGCGCGCAGAAGCGCAAGUUCGGCGUCAACCGCACGGACGAGGACUCGCAGAAGACGAUUCGUUCGUUUUUCACCCCUAGAGUCGAUCGAACCGACGUCACCGUCAGAGACGCCGAGGAUUUGACAUCCGCGUAG